GCAUGGGAUAAUGGAAGCUAUGGGAGUCCCCACUACGAUUCAAGCGGCCAAAGCGGCUCUCCGGAAGGACAUGAAGGCCAUCUUGAAGAGCUUAUCCCCCGAAUCCAAGGCUGAGCAAUCGAAAAUCGUAACCCAGCGAGUUCUUAACCAUGCGCAUUAUGUCAAUGCUCGAAACCUGGCUAUUUAUUUGAGCAUGAACGACGAGAUCAAUACUCAAAGUCUACUCAAGGAUGCCUUAUCGUCCGGGAAGAAGUGCUUUGUGCCCCGAUAUUUCGCAGAUGGGCGAGCCAUGGAUAUGGUGGAAUUGAUGGAUCUGGACGAUUACGACCGUCUCCCUCUCACCCGUUGGAACAUCAAACAACCUCAUGAGCAGGAUACUCAUCGACCAGAUGCCUUGAAGUCCGGAUUAGACUUGAUCCUGGUACCCGGGUUGGCAUUUACUGCGUCGGGUCAACGCCUAGGACGAGGCAAAGGCUAUUAUGAUACCUAUCUGCAAAAGUGCAAGUCCAUCUUAAGCCCCGGUCCUCAAACCCUGGCCUUGGCUUUCCAGGAACAGAUUGUGGACCAUAUACCCACGCAUGACCACGACCAAUCUCUGGACGCGGUUAUUGCUCCUAAUUUGUGAUAUUUUUCAUGUCAUUGUACUUAAAAAAAAAAUGAAAA
Tigriopus californicus is the source of this 663-nucleotide messenger RNA. RefSeq names its product 5-formyltetrahydrofolate cyclo-ligase-like (gene Mthfs). Gene Ontology annotation, biological process: folic acid-containing compound biosynthetic process; tetrahydrofolate interconversion. Gene Ontology annotation, cellular component: mitochondrion. The record is from RefSeq and is a predicted model, not a curated record. Gene Ontology annotation, molecular function: 5-formyltetrahydrofolate cyclo-ligase activity. The transcript is spliced from 2 exons. Lineage: Eukaryota; Metazoa; Arthropoda; Copepoda; Harpacticoida; Harpacticidae. The coding region runs from base 11 to 625 and encodes 204 amino acids.